GAGUUGUUUAUUAUUUUUAUUUUUAAAUGUGUCAUGAAUUAAGGGCAAUGGUAAUGUUUACAAACCUUUAAUAUUUUUGUGAUACCUGAUGGAUUACUCCGUGAUUUCUUCGCCUAAAAUAUUGUGAAUAUUGUGUAUAACUUGCGUAAGUUGUAUGUACGGACGCAACCAACUUAUAUCCUGCAUUCUAGCAACAUAAGGUCAAGUGUCGCUACUGUGUAUAGUUUCAGUACACCCGCCCAUUCUAUCCCCAUCGCUUGUACGCGACGACAUUAUCUGAUUUGGCGAUAAAAACCGACACCCUUGCAAUCGCACCACGAGUAAAAAACAUCACACAAAUAAUAUGGCUGAGGAGAACUUGUUUGACCAGAUUUACUCGCAGCUUGUAAGCGAUCCAGGAAGCACGGAGCAAACAGUGAUUGAAGAAAAAAACCGUUCAUUGCAGCAGUACAGCUGAGAACUUCAAAGUGUCCGGACGGGCAGACGGACGACGGGUGCGACAAGUGCUUCUUGGUUCAGAAAAGUAGUGUCGGAAGAAAGUUUAGGGCAAGUGUUAGUCUACUCUCUCCGUGGAGAAAUCAAGUUAUUCAGAGACAAAGAGUGAACUGUAAAAAAGCUACACACUGCAAGUAGUGGUUUUGUAGGCGAGUGACGAGUUCAAGAAACAUUGCUAAAAGUGUACCGUUUGCAUUGAUUGGUGUUGGUAUCGAGAAACACACUUGACUUGACUCUGCUGAAAGCAUAACUCCAACCGCCAUUGGAUGAUUGGAGGAGAACAGCGUUGUAGCUGGUCUUUGGGUCAACGUGCUUGCGCAUCAACAUCCACAUGACGCAGCUAGCGAGGCUACGCUCCCUGUUGGUGGGCUUAGCGUUCUACAUGGGCGUGACAAAGACUACGGCGGCAUACCGAAUCGGUGUUGGACGUGCAGACUGUACCGGGCCACCUGUCGAGAUAGGAUUUAUGGGUUAUGCAGAGUUCUCACAGCGUGGUCAUGGAAUUCAUCUGCGUCAAUUUUCCCGUGCCUUCAUAUUCGAAGACGAACAGGGUGAACGAGUGGUGUUUGCCAGUGCGGACGCCGGAAUGAUGGGGCACGCAGUCAAGCGAGACGUGGUUGAUUUACUGCAGAAAAAAUAUGGCGACAUUUAUCGGUUUGAGAAUGUAGUGUUAAGCGGUACUCACAGCCAUAGUGUACCGUCAGGAUUCUUGAUGUCGUUUCUGUACGAUAUUGCAUCGCUAGGAUUUGUACCGCAAAAUUUCAAUGCCUUGGUGGAAGGUAUUACGCUAAGUAUUGUUAGGGCACACGAAAGUAUGCAGGAAGGCCGUGUUUACGUGUCGGACAUCGAAGUUCAGGAAGCUAACAUCAAUCGAAGCCCUAGUGCUUACGAAAAUAAUCCUGAAUCUGAGAAGGAAUUCUAUAAAGAUUACACGGAUAAAAAAUUGGUUCAACUGCGCUUGGUGGGUAGUAAUGGCCAGCUGAUAGGAGCCAUCAAUUGGUUUGCUGUCCAUCCGACGUCGAUGAAUAAAACGAACUGCUACGUUUCCAGUGACAAUGUAGGAUACGCUUCAAUCAUGCUCGAACAGGAAAUCAAUCCUGGCAGUAUGCCAGGGCAGGGAGACUUCGUCGGGGCCGUAGCGGCCAGUAAUCUCGGUGACGUUUCGCCCAACGUGAUGGGACCCAAGUGUGAGAAAACCGGUUUGCCGUGUGAUCUGCUUACGUCUUCCUGUCCCAGCGGUGCGGGUGCCUGUAUCGCUUCCGGUCCCGGUAGUGACAUGUUUGCGAGUACCAAAAUGAUUGCAACGAGAAUUUACGCAGCAGCAUCGAAACUGCUGAAAUCAAACGGCGGACGCGAGAUUCGCGGCCCAAUAUCCUCCGCCCACCAGUUCAUCGACAUGACCAAGACGGUCGUUCCGUACUUCAAUCGCACCACGAACCACGUUGAGGAAGUUCGCGGCUGUUAUCCCGCCAUGGGGUACAGUUUUGCAGCCGGAACGACCGACGGUCCGGGUGCGUUCGAUUUCCGACAGGCCAUGCUGACGGAUACGACGUUCUGGAACACGGCACGGGAUUUGAUUGCCGUCCCGACGGCAGAGGACAUCGAGUGUCAGGCCCCGAAACCGAUACUGGUGGCGAGCGGGCGGACGACCUUUUCCUACGAAACGCAGCCGAAAAUCGUUCCGGUACAGCUGCUGGUGCUUGGAGACUUUGCAAUUGCGGCCGUUCCGGCCGAGUUUACCACUAUGUCCGGUAGACGUUUGCGAAAGGUAAUUGAGAACGCAUCGGUUGAUGCCGGUGGGAAGAAGGUACAGGUUGUGGUUGCUGGGCUGUCCAACAUGUACACUAGCUACGUCGCUACUCCUGAGGAGUACGCAAUUCAACGUUACGAAGGCGCUUCUACGCUGUACGGACCGCACACUUUAACAAUAUACUUAGAUCGUUUUAAAAAGCUUAUGGAAGCGAUUGUCACUGGAGAGAAAGUUCAGCCAGGUCCUGAACCACCAUUCGAAGAUUACAAGCAAAUAACGCUUUCAACCGGAGUUGUGUUCGAUGGUCAUCCUUUUCGAAUGUAUUUUGGUGAUGUUCAAAUUCAACCGGAGGAAAGUUACAAAAAGGGAGCUACAAUCAAAGCGAUGUUCGUGGCUGGCAAUCCACGAAACAAUUUAAUGCACGAAAAGACCUACUUAACAGUGGAGAAGCAGGUGGGUGAAAACGACUGGAAGAUUGUUGCGACGGAUGCCAGUUGGGAUACAAGAUUCAAAUGGAUUCGAAAAUCCACCCUAUUCGCGUACAGCGACGUUGAGGUGGAGUGGGAGACUGGACAGGAGACUGAGCCCGGUACCUACCGGAUACAGCAUUUCGGCUACUGGAGGUACAUACUGGGAGGCACAUAUCCGUACAACGGAACUACAAGGAAUUUUAGCAUUUUAUAGAUGAGAUUUUUUAUAGCAAUGUAUUAUUUGUGAUAAAUACAA
Molecule: messenger RNA, 2971 nt
Organism: Sabethes cyaneus
Lineage: Eukaryota; Metazoa; Arthropoda; Insecta; Diptera; Culicidae
Product: neutral ceramidase-like
Exons: 5
Coding region: 827-2929 (700 amino acids)
Biological process (GO): sphingosine biosynthetic process; long-chain fatty acid biosynthetic process; ceramide catabolic process
Cellular component (GO): extracellular region
Molecular function (GO): N-acylsphingosine amidohydrolase activity
Source: RefSeq, a predicted model, not a curated record